Messenger RNA from Esox lucius (northern pike), 3000 nucleotides. It is a transcript of the gene mcm3l, whose product is annotated as MCM3 minichromosome maintenance deficient 3 (S. cerevisiae), like. Gene Ontology annotation, cellular component: nucleus; MCM complex. The transcript is spliced from 17 exons. NCBI's taxonomy places the organism in Eukaryota, Metazoa, Chordata, Actinopteri, Esociformes, Esocidae. Gene Ontology annotation, molecular function: single-stranded DNA binding; ATP binding; ATP hydrolysis activity. The coding region runs from base 461 to 2902 and encodes 813 amino acids. Gene Ontology annotation, biological process: mitotic DNA replication initiation; DNA strand elongation involved in DNA replication; double-strand break repair via break-induced replication. The record is from RefSeq and is a predicted model, not a curated record.
UUGGCUUAGUUCCCAGUGCUCUUUUUGUCUAAUCAUAAUUAUAAAUCUCCAACGUAAAACUCCUUUAUUCUGCGCUGUAUAGUAUUUUUGGUACUUAAACAAAAAUAAUACAUUAAGACUCCGUGUGGGCGUCUGCACUGAUCGGAAAGAAGCUGGAUAGCUGAAAGCAAACCCUUAAAGACCCACCACAUUGUUUUCAUCUAUCCUAUUUUUCUUCUAAUUAGUUGAAAUUAAGGACAAUCGACGAGGGAUGAAGGCCCAAACACUGAAAAGGAGAAUCAGAAAGGGAAACAUGCCGAACCAUUGAGAUAGCCUAAUUAGUAGCGUGAAAAAACACCUGUAGAUUCCUCGGCCCAUCACACCUGCACCUUUGAUUAUGCCAUCCCGAAUCUGAAUACCACAUCAGACCCCAGUAACUGGAGAAAGACGGAACGGUGUGGCCGACUGGUCAGGUAUUGUAAUGGACAGCAUAGGCGGGUUUGAGGAUCUUGAACUUAGAGAGGCACAGAGAGAAUACCUGGACUUUCUGGAUGAUGAUCAAGACCAAGGAGUUUAUCAUGAGAAGGUCAGAAGUAUGGUGUCAGAAAAUCGCUGCCGCCUCAUUGUGAACAUCAACGAACUAAGGAGGCGGAACGAGAAACGCGCCAAAGCCCUGCUGAAAGAUGCCUUUAGUGAACUUGGUGCUUUCCAAAGAGCUCUGAAAGACUUGGUGGCAUCCAUUGAUGCCACCUACGCUAAGCAGUUUGAGGAGUUCCAUGUGGGGUUUGAGGGAAGCUUCGGAACCAAGCACGUAUCCCCUCGAACACUCACAUCAAGAUAUCUCGGGAACUUGGUUUGUGUCGAAGGCAUUGUGACUAAGUGUUCUCUAGUGAGGCCCAAGAUCACCCGGAGUGUCCAUUAUUGUCCAGCCACCAAGAAGACCUUGGAGAGGAAAUACACUGACCUGACCUCCCUGGAUGCUUUCCCUUCCAGCACCAUAUACCCUACCAAGGACGAAGAGAACAACCCCCUAGAGACAGAGUUUGGGCUGUGCACCUAUAAGGACCACCAGACUCUGACCAUCCAGGAAAUGCCAGAGAAGGCCCCUGCUGGUCAGCUUCCCCGCUCUGUGGACGUCAUUGCUAACGAUGACCUGGUGGACACAGUGAAACCAGGCGACCGUGUUCAGUUGGUGGGGAUCUACCGCUGCCUGCCUGCAAAACAAGGUGGCUUCACAUCUGGGACCUUCAGGACAAUUUUACUCACUAACAAUGUGAAGCGGAUGAGUAAAGAAAUGGUUCCAGCAUUUUCCGCUGGAGAUAUUAACAAGAUCAAGAAGUUCUGUAAAGCCCAUUCUACAGAUGUGUUUGAGUAUCUUAGCAACUCAUUGGCUCCCAGUAUCCAUGGUCAUGAGUACAUUAAGAAGGCCAUCCUUUGUCUGCUGCUGGGUGGCAAUGAGACCAACCUGGAGAACGGGACCCGUAUCCGUGGUGAUAUCAACAUACUGCUGAUAGGAGACCCGUCAGUGGCUAAGUCCCAGCUCUUGCGCUAUGUUCUACAUACUGCUCCACGGGCCAUAGCCACGACAGGACGGGGGUCAUCCGGUGUGGGUCUGACUGCUGCCGUCACCACUGACCAGGAAACCGGCGAACGGCGGCUGGAGGCUGGGGCCAUGGUACUGGCUGACCGAGGGGUCGUGUGCAUCGAUGAGUUUGACAAGAUGUCCGACAUGGACCGCACUGCCAUCCAUGAGGUCAUGGAGCAGGGCCGCGUCACCAUCGCCAAGGCGGGCAUAAUGGCCCGGCUCAACGCACGCUGCAGCGUGCUAGCCGCCGCUAACCCUGUCUAUGGAAGGUACGAUCAGUAUAAGACUCCCAUGGAGAACAUUGGUCUGCAGGACUCUCUGCUGUCUCGGUUCGACCUGCUCUUCAUUGUUCUGGAUCAGAUGGAUGCAGACAGUGACAGAGAGAUCUCUGAGCAUGUUCUACGAAUGCACCGCUACCGACCACCGGGGGAGCAAGAGGGAACAGCCAUGCCCUUAGGCAGUACCGUGGAUGUGUUUGCUACAGAGGACCCCAACCUCAACAAGGCGGCUGAACAGGAACUCCAGAUCUAUGAGAAGAAGAACAGUAUCCUGCAUGGGCACCGAAACAAACAGAAGACUGUUACCAUGGAGUUCAUCAAGAAGUACAUCCACAUGGCUAAGCUGUUGAAGCCGAUUCUGACCCAGGAGGCCUCCGAUCACAUAGCAGAGGAGUACGCCAAGCUCCGGAGCCAUGAACAAGUCAACUCUGAAUCCGCUAGGACAAUGCCGGUGACAGCGAGAGCGCUGGAGACGAUGAUCCGAUUGGCCACGGCCCAUGCUAAGGCGCGCAUGAGCAAGACCACAGACCUGGCCGACACAGAGGCUGCCAUGGAGCUCGUUCAGUUCGCCUACUUUAAAAAGAUUCUGGAGAAGGUAAAGAGGAGGAAAGUUGUGGAGGAUGACAUGGAUGUGACCCUGAGCCAGAGCCAAGAGGUGUCCAGCCAGCGUACAAGCACCAGGAAGCGUACUCGUGCAGGGAAGGAAAACAUGGAUGGGACAGAUGCCGGGGCUGAGUCUGACCCUUAUGACUUUGAGCACGAGGAACAAACCCAGUCCAUUCUUAAACCCAAGCCUGCUGCCUCUCAGACCCUGAAGAAACCAGGACAGGCCAUCAGUCAGGACCGACUGAAGCUGUUUAAGGCUGCUCUGAUGAAGGCCUUUCAGACCAUGAGGUCCCAAUCUGUGGCAGUGACUGAACUCCUAACCCUGAUCAAUAAGACCACACUCAGUCAGGAGGACCAGGAGGGGUUUGAUGAACAAGAGGUGGAGAAGCUACUGGGUCGCAUGCAGGAUGACAACCAGGUCAUGAUGUCCGAGGGCAUGGUCUUCCUCAUUUAGAGCUGCUGUAACCCAAUAUAUUGGCCAGUCAACCAUGGUCCAGAUGUCUGUUCUUCUAAGGGUCAUGAUAUGACAUAAUAAAUGUCUUGAGCAUUAAA